AUCUCAGCGUUCUCCUGUGUGGACCCCAGCUCCAUCCUGGCCUUGCACCAGGUCCCCUCCCUACAGGCCAUCUAUACUCUGGACGCGGUCAUCUCCAAGGUCCAGGUGUCCUUGGACGAACACUUCUCCAAGGUGGCCGCAGAGACUGACCCUCACAAGUCCUCAGAGAUCACCAAGAACCUGCUGCCUGCUACGCUGCAGCUCAUAGAUGUGUACACAGCCUUCACCAGGUGAGAACGAUCCACUAUCCUCUCUUUUUACCACUCAACUCAAACUAUGUUCUCUAGUGGGGCAGAACAACUCAAACGAUGUUCUCUAGUGGGGCAGAACAACUCAAACUAUGUUCUCUAGUGGGGCAGAACAACUCAGGCUAUGUUCUCUAGUGGGGCAGAACAACUCAAACGAUGUUCUCUAGUGGGGCAGAACAACUCAAACUAUGUUCUCUAGUGGGGCAGAACAACUCAAACUAUGUUCUCUAGUGGGGCAGAACAACUCAGGUCUUCAAAUAAUAGACUCAGUUCGCAGUUCACACAGAAAAUGGAUGUGUUCUUUCCAUCCUGAGAAGAAUGUAUUGUUUUUGUAUUUGGGCAAUGAUGACUGACUGUUCUGUGUGUCCCAGGUCCUACCUUCUCAUGAACCUACCAGAGGAAGGAGAGAACAAGCUGUCAGAGGCUAAACUCCAGGGUUACGCCGCAGUGCUGUCCAUAGGCUCCAUGCGCUGCAAAGCCAACCUGCUCGGUACGUACUAG
Molecule: messenger RNA, 749 nt
Organism: Coregonus sp. 'balchen'
Lineage: Eukaryota; Metazoa; Chordata; Actinopteri; Salmoniformes; Salmonidae
Source: the annotation of a GenBank genome assembly